UUCUUCGCUACGAGCCGCAGAGAGGAGGGGGACGGGAGGUACGAAACGAAACCGGGGAAGAUUGUCGAACGGUUGGGUCGCUGAAGAGAACGAACGAACAAGUAAGGCAAACCGUUAGCAAUACAUGAACCCCAACCGGAUACGAGAGCGGAUAUCGGCUGCAGACGCCGGCGGCCUUGCAACAGCUCUAUUGGACAUUUCUGUUUUACGACCAAAGUGCAGCUCUGUGCAAGUGCACGGGGAACGGGGGCUUGCAAUUGGUAGAUCGGGAGGGCUCGUCCUCGUGCCUUCCACUGCAAGAGGCAACCGGAGGAAACCCAAGCGACUGCUGCUGAGACGCCGGUGCCAGCAGCAGCAGCCUGCGCAGUUAGAAAAACGAGUCUGCGGAAUAACCCACCCGGCCAAAGCGUUCCCCUGCCUCAGCCCAUGAGCGAAUCGAAAGGACUUGCACCCCCGGUGAACGAUGCCGCAAUGUAGCGGUCUCGGGUCUUCGGAAUAGGCCUACCAAGCGGUCGGGUGCAGACGGUACUUUUCUCUUUUUCCUUUUUUUGGUGUUGAGCAACUCGGACACGGGCCUUCACGGUAUUGCACCACGACUCUGGUAUCCCCCUAAAGAAGCCCCCACUGGGGAAUACUUUGCUUGACUCCCGCGGGAGACCCCGAGAACUGAGCGACAUGGACUGUGUCAACAGGAGCCGGGCUGUUUUUUGAACUGCGCACACGUCCAGUUCCUCCUCCUCCUGCUUUUCCUCCACCUCCCGUUCUGUUGCUCGUGCGACAUGGAGAGGCUCGACUCGGACCUGGACGGGGCAGAACCGCCCAUCCACAGCGUCCACGGCCCAAACCGGGUCCGACCCUCCUCGUACCGGGCUCUACGCAGCGCGGUGUCCAGCCUGGCCCGGAUAGACGACUUCACCUGCGAGAAGAUCGGCGCUGGGUUCUUCUCCGAGGUGUUCAAGGUGCAGCACCGGGUGACAGGGCAGGUGAUGGCCCUGAAGGUGAACACCAUGGCCAGCAACAAGGCCAACAUGCUCCGGGAGGUGCAGCUCAUGAACCGCCUCUCCCACCCCAACAUACUCAGGUUUAUCGGCGUGUGCGUCCACGAGGGCCAGCUCCACGCCCUGACGGAGUACAUCAACGGCGGGAACCUGGAGCAGCUCCUGGAGAGCGAGACGCCUCUCCCCUGGGGGGUGCGCCUGGGCCUGGCCCUGGACGUCGCCCGUGGCCUGGAGUACCUCCACAGCAAGGGCAUCUUCCACCGGGACCUCACCUCCAAGAACUGCCUGGUGUGCUGGGAGAACGGUGCCUGCUCGGCCGUGGUCGGGGACUUUGGCUUGGCGGAGAAGAUACCAGAGUACAGCGAGUCCGGGGAGCAGGAGCAUCUCUCCGUGGUCGGCUCCCCCUACUGGAUGGCCCCGGAAGUGCUCCGAUGGGAGGCGUACAACGAGAAGGUGGACGUGUUCGCAUUCGGCAUCAUCCUGUGUGAGGUCAUCGCCAGGGUGCAGGCUGACCCUGACUUCCUGCCCAGAACAGAGGACUUUGGCCUGGACGUGGACACCUUCCAGCACAUGGUGGGCGACUGUCCCCCAGACUUCCUGGAGCUAGCCGUCACCUGCUGCAAUAUGAGCGCGGCGCUGAGGCCGUCGUUUGCCGAGAUCGCAGCCCAGCUGGAGCGCAGGGAGGCGGGGGCGGCGCCCGCAGACGGACCGGCCGCGCGCUGCGACACCUCCACCUGCUCGCCUGCGAUUGGUCCUCCAUCCCGUCGGGGCUCGCUAUGCCCGCCCACCGACGCCCGCCUCUCCCGCAGCAAGUCGGACAUGCUGUGCCCCCCGGCCACGCCCCCCGCCCCGGGGGCCCUGGCGGUCCCUGGCUGCGGGCGGGUCAACCCCUUCUCCCAGCGCAAGGACCUGCAGGGCGGCAAGAUCAAGCUGUUCGACACGCCCUCCAAGUCGGUCAUCUCGCUGACCUUCGCCCUGCCGCCGCCGCUGCACGACGACCCCGCCGACGGCGUGGGGGGCGGGACCCCGGCCCGCAGGCACCGCCGCUGCCUGUCCCUGCCGUGCACGCCCCCGCCCAACCUCACCUCCACCCCCCUGCCCCCUGCCCCCAGCGCCCGGGCGGACCGCCGCCGGGAGACCGGGAAGGAGGAGGAGGGGGAGGGGCGACGGACGGCUGACGAAGAGGAGGCGCUGCUGGCGUCGAAGACCGCCUGCGACUCGGUCAACGACUCGGGUCUCCCGUUGCCCUCGGAGAUGCUGACCCUGGAGCUGACGGACAAGGAGGAGGAGGAGGAGGAGGAGCCUAUGGACUGCACCAGCUCCCCGGACACGCUGGGCGGCGGUCCCCCCCCCCCCACCCCACCCCCGUUCCACGGCAGCUGGCUCUCCAACGGCCCCAAGGGCGGCGGGGGCCUCCCCCUCCUCCCCCCGGCCCACGACAACAACAACGUGGUGGUGGGCCGCCCGCUGGCCUGGGCGCCCGCCGUCGCCCGUGGCAACGCCAACGGCUACCGCUCGCCGCCACCGUCGUACAACGGCUACGACGACGAGGGCUACGACCCCGCCGGCGCCUCGCCAUUCGGCUCGGCCGGCGGCCACUCCCCCGACCAGGACGAGGUCAUUUCCUGUCCGGGCUGCUGCCUGGCGGGCCUGCGCUUCCCCUCGCUGUGUAUGCGGGCAUCGUCGACGGCGACGGCGCCCCGCCGGAACCCCUACAAGAACCUGAACGGCGAGCGGAGCGCCAGCACGCGGGGCCUGCUGCACGCCGGCUCCAAGGGCCACUCCCCCUCCUCUAGCCCCGCCCCCACCCAGACCAAGAAGACCAGCCCGGAGCCGGGACUCGUGCUGCCCGGCGCCCAGACAUAGUGACACCCCCCUCCCCCCCCUCCCUCGCCACACACUGCCGGCCGGGUGGUUCUAGUGGGGUUCUUCUCUUUGAGAUGUUUGCACUGAUUUUAACCCAGCAAUACUACCACACACACACACACACACACACACACACACACACACACACACACACACACACACACACACACACACACACACACACACACACACACACACACACACCUUAAGUUUCCAGCGAUGGAGGAGGAGGUGGAUGACAUUGAGUCUGGCUGCUGGGCCGACGGGGUCAGUCCACUUAUUUACUGAAUGAUUUGAGUAUUUCCAACUGCUCCCGUCUCCCUGUGAUGAGCAAAGAGUCACUGCUCUAUAAUAUAGAAGGCGGGGGGGGGGGGGGGCAAGGAAAGGGGAGAAGAGGCCACUUUUGGCUUAGGAUUGCGCCAUAGACCGCUUGUAGGUUUGUGGCGCAGCGGCCGUUGGUGGCUUUGUAGCGCCCUCUGCUGGGCAAGGGGCGCUAUGAACUCGGAUGUCGCGUCGGAAAGUGCAGCACGCCGAGACGCACGACGGCUAGUCGUGUUAGCAUGAAAAAGAAGACGCUCGUAAAAAAUGAAUAUAAUAAGACCCCUUACCUGAAUGUUCCCGUGCUGUAAAACUGCUGAACGACUGAAAGAUUUAAAUAGAAAAAUUGAAAAAAAAAAUCAUGAGUGACGAAGAAUGUUGAUGUAGGUCUUUGGUAUUCCAGUAGCGGCGGACACAGGCGCGUCUCUUGACUUGAAUAGUGGGCACUGGUAUGCCUACAGUGGUUGUUAACGUGAUGAGCUCCACCUGUGUUCGCUGUUACUGGAACGCCUCUGUGAUAAAGGCCUGAUAGUCGAGUAUUAACGGAGGGGGGGACGAUGUCAUGGAGGGAGAAAAAAAAAAGCUUUUGUGUUUUUUUUACAAGGUGAAUGAUGUACUGCCGAUGAGAUGUUUUGGUAUGAAAGAAGAGGUGUGUGUGUGCGUGUGUGUGUGUGUGUCGCAUUCUCUUGUUUGUUUUGCUGUAGGCCUAUCAUUUCUCCGGUUGCCUGGUGAGCACUUCGGCUGUAUUACUUUUUGUUAUCGCGAUACGGAAACAUAUUCGCAAUUAUUUGGUGAAUGAAAAGAAUGGUCAGAGACCUAUAAUUUCCACGAGAUGUACAGAUUGUUAUUUAAAGAUGUAAUUAAAUAAAGAAUAUAGACUCUAAAUUGUAUUGUUUUGAGACUUAUCAUUGUUCAUUUACACUUUCCAAAUAAACCAAACCAAAAAUGUAAUUGUCUUAACAGUCACUGGUAAGACACCAAGCUGUCUGGGUCCUCUUUAACACUUAGCUCUUUGUCCCGUCCGCCCUAAGGCGCUUACAACCUUUCCUCUCUCUUACUAAAUAUCCACGCUUCAAUUAGCUCCUUAUC
Molecule: messenger RNA, 4271 nt
Organism: Gadus chalcogrammus (walleye pollock)
Lineage: Eukaryota; Metazoa; Chordata; Actinopteri; Gadiformes; Gadidae
Gene: tesk1b
Product: testis associated actin remodelling kinase 1b
Exons: 11
Coding region: 780-2864 (694 amino acids)
Biological process (GO): protein phosphorylation; positive regulation of stress fiber assembly; actin cytoskeleton organization
Cellular component (GO): cytoplasm; nucleus
Molecular function (GO): protein serine/threonine kinase activity; ATP binding
Source: RefSeq, a predicted model, not a curated record